AUGAUCCGACUCCUAAUCCUGCUGGCGUUUCUCACCGGGCUGGAAGGUAAGCACGCUUGGCAGCCAUUUUUAAUCUUCCCACAGGAGAACCCAAAUGACUGCGAUUCGACCUGAGAGGGGACUUGGCGUUUGGUGAUUCACAACUAUAGUAACAACAAUGAAAGAUGGCAGAUCUGUCUGAUUUAAAGAGUGUUUCUGUCUUUGGAAGAUUUCAUCAAUCUGAGAAACUGUCUUUAAGUGGUUUUCCUCUCUCAGGACUGACAUCCUUUUUUCUCAGAGAGUCUUGUGGCAGAUCUGUUUGAACGUUAACCCUGAUGACCUUUUUUCUUUCUUCUCUGCUGGGUUUAGCUGACAGGACAGAACACAACAGCGACAAAUUUGAAGUUAACACCUUCGCUCCUUUUUCUUACUUCGGAUCACCAAAAACAAAAGUCUAUGUGAGUAAGACCUGAGUAUCUGUCUUUGUUUUUGGGGGGGGGUUCACGACACGUCAGUGUGUGUUUUUGGACGAUACUUUACGCCAGAGUAAAGAUCCCUGCACACCGGGAACGACGCAAAUAUAUGAUGCGACAUUACGAAAUAUUCAGAGGUGAAUUUUGACGCGCCUGACUUUACACAUCAAGCGCGAUGCGAUUUUGUGACUUUCCGGGGGUAAAAAAGACGCGUCCCGGGUCUUCAGGUGUUAGACUGAUCCAACAGCAGACUGAGUGUUUUCAGUUCUGAUGUCUGUCUGUCAUGAUAGCAUGGACUGAGUCGGGUCAGAACCAGAUAAGAACAUUAAACUAUAAUCCAUAAACGUAAGGGAACAACGAGACCUGAUGGUGCUGAGACUGAGUUUACAGUGAAAAUACAGAUGGUCUGUUGUAUCUGAACAGGUUAGCUUAGAGCUAAAGUUACGGUGGACAGAUGAAAGUUCAAAGACGUUUAUCAAACUGUUAAAGCUCACAAACCAUCGUCUCCACAAGUCGUCCUUCAGGUCGUUAUCUUUGUAAUGUUUGUGUCUUUGAUCAAAAAUCACUCUGUUCUCCGACAUGGAAACAAUCAGCCGGUCGGCCAUGUUGGAUAUACCGCUGAAUCUGUCAUUGAAACAACAUGAAAUCUGAUUGGUCAGAAGUGGACACACAGUAUGGGAAACUUUAGAAAAAUCGACCGCGAAACGAAAAAAUUAAUACCGCAAUAUCGCAGGACGGGAAAACGUCGCUGAUGUGAACGCUUGUGUUGACAGGGUUAAAAAAAAUAUUGACGUCUGAAAUUAUCGCAGGAAAUAACGGUCCCGGUGUGAAAGGACCUUGAAGUCGGCCAUCUCCUCUGUGCACUGUCAGGGAUUCAGGUGUUUGUUGGGCAGGUUUGGGGGCGGGGCUAUCAGAAACGAUCGCAGCUCUGCGGGCGACUUUCAGUGUGUUAAAUUCGGCCCCUCUGAAAUCUUCAGCAAAGCUUCAUCUCACAGUUGAGGUGUUAUAAAAGGAUUCUUUCAGAGCUUCCCCUCUUGUAGAAUUUUGGACACCACCUCCACCACCUGAGGAUGACGAGCGUUUUAAGAAUAUGUGAGCGGAUCUCUGCAUGAAAUGGCGAUUAAGGUAAAGAUGACACCUCUCUAUGUCACAUCUGACCUUAAUUGAAUAAGUUGUGCUGCAACAGCCAAUCAGCAUGGAGAUCUCCUAGUCCCACAUGUCAAACACAGCAGAGGGUCUUUUGUGAGGAAAGUGGAAGGUGAUCUGAUGCUGAGUCUUUACCACGGAGACAGAAAUGAAAAGGAGCUCUCUGGGAGGAAAGUCAGAUUCAGUUUACUCAACCAUGUUUGACGGAAACAGACUGACGCCCCUCCUCCUCUGCCAGUGUGAUCAGCACAGGGCUAUGUACUGAUUUAUCACACACAUCAGGCAGAGGACGGCUCAGGUGGAGUACCUGUCUCCUUUUACUCAGUCCUCUGUGUCCCUUGGAUGUCUUUGAGGUGAUUAAACCCCCUCAGCUCAGGCAAAAAAAUUUAGAAAAGUAAAGAAAAUUUCCACAUGGAGAAGAAAAAAGACUCCAGUGAAGCCCGUGGCGGCCUUUUGUGAUAUACUUUUCCUGUGAUUAAAACAGUGUCCAACCAAAGAUAGAGAUGAUUGAAGGAAUAUAGAGAAAACAAAAACAGGGGCCUGAUUUCUACUUCUUGCUUUUUGGGAAACUGAACCAUUUUAAAAUGAUAAGAGGAAUAAAGGUAAAGAUUAAAGGUGAAAAAGGGCCAAAGGGGCUCUGGUUUUGGUUUACUGGAUUCAGACGGUAAGCAGGUUUUUCUCCAUCUGGGUUCAGAACAGAAAACUCAAAUAUGGGUUAUUUUGUCAUCUGAGGACACCCUGACCAACAGGCCCCAGAUUCAUCACAUUAAUAAAAUGCUACUUUCAUGUCAUCUGUGAUAAAUCUGUCUGACUGAACUAAUGCUGAGGACCGUCUCUGGUCUCCAGAAGUCUGUGAAAAGUUUGGGUGCUGAAAUGACGGGGAAAGUUCAAUUCUGUGUAACCUCGUCUCUCUGGUAUCAUCAGGUAACCCUCACCAACACAGAGAGUGUCAUUUGUUUUGAUGAGUACUACCAAGAAAAGGACAAGCAGGACUGCAUCUUCCUCAGAUCAAAAGCAACCAAGCCCUCUUUUACCAAAGCUUUCCUCUCUGAUGGGUCGACUGCAGCUUUGAAGAACAGCUAUUUCUCAACCUUUCCUGAUAUCACUGGAGUAACAGAGAUUAUAUUCUCUUUGGGGACUAAGGAGGUGAGUGUCUCUCUGAUCAUUAACAGUCUGAGGAUUGAAAGCAAAGACUUCACGAAGCUGUCUGUUUAUCUUUUCAGGCUAAAAUCUCUUUAUUCAGCGCCGGGACUUUUGGGGGUGUAGUGAUAAGUGUACACAAAGACCUGACAGUGGUAAGUUCAUGAAAUAUGGAUUAUUUGUCCAGCUCAGGCUCAGCUGUGUCAUUUUCUGUAUUAGACAUAGAGUGCUUACACAGCAGACAGGGACUGAUUUUUAUGGUAUCCAUGACCUUACAUCAUUCAGAGAGACGUCUUCCAGUCAGGAGUCUGUUUUCUUUUUAAAACUCUUGUUAGUAUGAUUUACCAUCUGAUGAUUGAUUUAAAGGGCUGGUUUGCUGCUUCUUCACAUUUACAACAAAAACUGCAAAGUCACAAAUGUUGCUGUUCAUACUACGUGAAUGCACAGUUUCUAAUCACAAGGUAAAUAUAUUUUGUAAUUAUCUGAGAAAACAGAUGUAAACUGAUCAAAUCUCGGACAAACGGCCGUAGUUUAUGUGUGAGAUUUACACUAAAAUUGGGAGGUAAGAAUUAUCAACUCUCCUUAGUAGUUCAUCUGAGCUUGAGCAGAGCAGAGCGUGACUCCAAUAGCAUGUGAGGGGACACCCACAGCAGAGCAGGGUAACCACAGACAUUAUAUACAAAUAUAUAUAUAUAUAUAUAUAUAUAUAUAUAUAUAUAUAUAUAUAUAUAUAUAUAUAUACACACACACACACAAAUAUAUACACUCACCGGCCACUUUAUUAGGUACACCUGUCCAACUGCUCGUUAACACUUAAUUUCUAAUCAGCCAAUCACAUGGCGGCAACUUAGUGCAUUUAGGCAUGUAGACAUGGUCAAGACAAUCUCCUGCAGUUCAAACCGAGCAUCAGUAUGGGGAAGAAAGGUGAUUUGAGUGACUUUGAACGUGGCAUGGUUGUUGGUGCCAGAAGGGCUGGUCUGAGUAUUUCAGAAACUGCUGAUCUACUGGGAUUUUCACGCACAACCAUCUCUAGGGUUUACAGAGAAUGGUCCGAAAAAGAAAAAAUAUCCAGUGAGCGGCAGUUCUGUGGGCGGAAAUGCCUUGUUGAUGCCAGAGGUCAGAGGAGAAUGGCCAGACUGGUUCGAGCUGAUAGAAAGGCAACAGUGACUCAAAUAACCACCCGUUACAACCAAGGUAGGCAGAAGAGCAUCUCUGAACGCACAGUACGUCGAACUUUGAGGCAGAUGGGCUACAGCAGCAGAAGACCACGCCGGGUGCCACUCCUUUCAGCUAAGAACAGGAAACUGAGGCUACAAUUUGCACAAGCUCAUCGAAAUUGGACAAUAGAAGAUUGGAAAAACGUUGCCUGGUCUGAUGAGUCUCGAUUUCUGCUGCGACAUUCGGAUGGUAGGGUCAGAAUUUGGCGUCAACAACAUGAAAGCAUGGAUCCAUCCUGCCUUGUAUCAACGGUUCAGGCUGGUGGUGGUGGUGUCAUGGUGUGGGGAAUAUUUUCUUGGCACUCUUUGGGCCCCUUGGUACCAAUUGAGCAUCGUUGCAACGCCACAGCCUACCUGAGUAUUGUUGCUGACCAUGUCCAUCCCUUUAUGACCACAAUGUACCCAACUUCUGAUGGCUACUUUCAGCAGGAUAAUGCGCCAUGUCAUAAAGCUGGAAUCAUCUCAGACUGGUUUCUUGAACAUGACAAUGAGUUCACUGUACUCAAAUGGCCUCCACAGUCACCAGAUCUCAAUCCAAUAGAGCAUCUUUGGGAUGUGGUGGAAUGGGAGAUUCGCAUCAUGGAUGUGCAGCCGACAAAUCUGCGGCAACUGUGUGAUGCCAUCAUGUCAAUAUGGACCAAGCUCUCUGAGGAAUGCUUCCAGCACCUUGUUGAAUCUAUGCCACGAAGAAUUGAGGCAGUUCUGAAGGCAAAAGGGGGUCCAACCCGUUACUAGCAUGGUGUACCUAAUAAAGUGGCCGGUGAGUGUAUAUAUGUAUAUAUACAUACACAUGUAGGAGUAAAGCCGCUCCACUGCUCCACCAAUCAACCACAAUAGAGGGGGUGGGGUCAAAACAAUGAACUGUGCUCUCAGUCAGCUUCCAGAAAGCCUCUGGAGAGGUGACCAAUGAGAAGAAAGUGUGAUCUUAAAGAGACAGCAGCUACAGCGACGCCUUUCAGACGGAGGCUGAAUUAAAGAUAUUUUAAAACACCAGAGUGAGAACCAGGAGGCUGUUUUUGAUCAGAAAAUCAUGUAGAGAUAUUAAAGAGGAAAUAAAGAGUGAAAAAAAUGCAUGUAGCUGGCUGGCCCAUGAGUAAUUGAUGCUUAUUAUCAUGAAUAUCAUCCGUGUUAAACAGCAACCUUCUGCUAAAUGAUAAUGGAGUUGUCAUAGUAACAGGCUGAAAAUCUCCAGUUUACAGGGUCACUAAUUGUAUGAUAACAUUACCCACACAGUACUGAACAUUGUACAGUAAAAAUAGACACCACCACAGACAUGGACACUUCCAAAGAACUCGUCUACACAGCCGUAUUUAACCUUAAUGUAAACCGUGAGACCCGCUCUCUCUCCUUAUCAUCUCUUUGUUAUUCUGUGUAGCUGCUGACCAAUCAGGGAACUAUAAAUCUAAUGACCACAGUUAGUUAGAAUACCUGGGUUUUUACGACUCGUGACCUGUGACCAGGGUCAGGCGUCGUUAGAAGCUGGUUCCUCGUUUCGAUUAAAAACAUGCACGGUUAAAAUGAGGGCGCUGAUCAGACUUUUUUUUGGAUGAAAUGUCUGAACUUCUCCAGGGAUUUUUUCAUGAUAUGAGUUUCUCACAGGGCUAUUUUCAACCAAUGUAUGAAUAUCAAUCUUUGUUAUCAAGUUGUUUGUCAACGAAAAGGUACACAGGCUAACCUCAGUUGGAUAUUUAAGUUGACCCAAUGUAUACAGUACAAUUCUUUGCUGCCUCAAUGUUAGCAGAAGACAGGUGUCAUUUAUUGUUUUACUUAUCUGAUUCUGACUGGUUGGAGGAGGAUCGGUGCAGCCCGUCAAACACGGGGCGCUCGGGUAUUUCUACUCCAUGAAUUUGGAGCUGUUCAAUCAAGUUGGUCGUGCACCCUCCUGAGAUGACGGCUCAUUCUCCCUGCUAAAGUUUAGCCAAACUUUGAAUUGCUGCCGCUGUGGGUCACUUCUUUGUUGGUGUUUGGCGGCGGAAUCAAAAUCUAAAAAUUUCAACGUUCCAGGAGAAUCGGAAUGUUAGUCCCGGUUUCCAUCGUUGCUCUAGACUUGAUGCCCAACCCUGCCUGGGACACUGUAAAAAUACAUGGUAAGAGUGUACAAGUCAUCUCCCCAUGUACUUUUUAAUCUGGGACCAAUCAGAGAGCUUGUUUCAUGGCUCUCUGAUUGGUUAAGAUGUAAGUCAUGAAAGAUAAAAUAUAAAAAUAAAAGAUACUAAGGCCGAUGCAGAGACUUUAAAAUCAGGGUAACGUGGGCUCUCUUUCUGGUCUCGGUCAGCUCUAGUGGAAGUUGAUGUCGGGCCUCCUGAUGAUGUUUCCAGAAGGUAGCACAUACAGUAUGUAAUAUUAAAGCUAGGGAAACACCAUAGUUUACACUACACAGUUUUGAUGAGCAUUCCCUAGACUCACACAAACUCUGCACGGUAAGAUAUGAACUGGUUAAAACCAGUUGGUAGAACGACUGUCUCCGAUGGUAAUCCUAACGUUGCUCUGUUUGUCAUGGUCCAGGACUAUGAAUUUAAAGGAAACGGUCUAAGAGUAUAUGCUGGCAGAACCAGUUCAAAGAAAGUCUUAGGGCUGAGUGUCAGCUCAUGCAGAUACUCAAGUAAGUAAUUUUUAAAAUUUCCACAUAUCCUCUUUUUUUUGCUGUGAUGAGUGAGCGAUGGCAUUUUAAUCUUUCAAACGCUUUCUUUCACACAGAUGGAAACGUUAUGUUCUUCGAAAGAAGUGAAAAAAUUGCGGACAAGUGUGAGACAAGAACCUGUAAACUCACUCAAGACCUAACUACAAAUGCCCUAAAAGUCGACGUCGUCAUGAAAAGUGACUGUAGCGUAAAUCAGAUCUGCUUGAAACAGUAAGUCAGUGUGAUUGAUAUUUAAAUGACAAAGCCAUGAUGAACAUGCAGACUUUAGAUCUGAUCGUUUUAUCCCCACAGAGGGCACCACCAUAAACCAUCCAUUCAGAGAGCCUCCACUCUUUUAACAGGUGCAGCGUACAGGGAAGAUUUUUUAGCUCAGUAAGCUAGCUUUUAAUUAGCAGGGGCCAGGAUUAGUAGACCUGUGUACUCAUGGUCUCCCUUGACUUCCUGGACUUUGAAAUAGGUGAACAAUAAAUGGGGAACUUUGCAAAUGGUGAGGCUCUCCAUUGAGAAACAUAUCAGGCAAAAACGUUGGUGUCACUUUGCUGUAGUACUGUGGAUAGAUGCAAAACCUUGAAGGACAACUGGCACAUUAUACAGUCAAUGUGGUUUAGAUUAUUACACGUGCAUAUCUUAGAGAAGAGAAGGAAACAGGCAAUAACCUUGGGCGUGGUCAGUACACCUCUAAUACAUCAUCACUGCACCUGCAACACUCAGUGAUCUCACCAAAUUCAAAGCUGUACAGUUACACAACCAAGCACUGGGUGAUGACCUGUAAAAGUGCAGGAUUUCAUCUCUUUGGUCGCACAUGCCGAGUUCAAUCAGUGCAACCGAAUAGCUCAGGUUCCUCUAAUAUAUUUGCUGGAUUAGAAAGUGAUAAAUGGGACACAAGUUUGCCCUUGGUGAACAGGGCUUCAAGGUCACUGUCUGUUGGCUCAUGUUUUUGUUUCUUGUUUCUCUCCAUCUUUCCCUCCAUCAGAGCCUGCAAGGAUCACUCUGUCUGCACCUUCACCGGACCCUCCGUUGUUGACACCAGCGGAAAAGUCGGCACUAUCAAGGAUCUGUGUGAUUACCGUCUGCUGUCGUCAACUUUACUGGCCGAUUUUUCAGUGGAGGCAGAGUACAAGGAUCGGCGUCGCAAAGAUGUGAGCUUUGUGAACACAGUGAGGAUAAAAAAAGGAUCUGCAACAUACAAGAUGGAGCAAGGUGGGGUCUUCAAGGUGAGCGUCCUCCAGCUGAGUGACUUCUUUUCUGCUGGUUUUACUCAGUUAACUGAGUGGGGUAGGGUGAAUGAAGUUGCAUCCAUCUCUUUCAGUUUCUAUGAACUCUGUGGAAAACAGCCCUUGUUAGUGUGUGAGGUUUGAUGGAGAGUUUUCUCAAAUUUUCCUGCAGGAUAAAGACGGGGAGGUCACCCUGACGUCUACAAGUAAGACGGUUGGAGACUUGAGUGUCAGUAAGGAUGACAAAGGACUUACAGCCAGCUACACCUCAAAGGGUGUCAUUAUCAUCAUCAUCUUUGAUGGCUACACCGUCCUGAUCACUAUCACAGGUACAGGCAGAAUUAUGGGACUAAAGAGGUGGAGUGUUUAUUUGGCAGAGAAAAGGAGACCUCAAACAUCAUAAAUACAGUAUUUUACUGAUCUGAUUUACAUUCUGUCUCAACCUGUCCAGCAACCGCUAAAACGGUCGUAGGGUUGAAGGAUUUAUGUGCCAAAGCAGAUUCAGCUACCUCCAAGCUUGUCAAAGGCAGGUGAGAGUCCAACCAUGAUCCCCAUGCUCCUCUGAACCGUCCUCCUGAUUAGUCUAAGAGUUGAUAUGCAAAUAAAGGAUCCACAGAACAGUCCUAAACUCAUGUUAUUUGUCGCCCCCUAGCUGUGCAACCCCACACAAAGACGACUCUACGGUUCCUCCGAUUGACUGCAAAGCGGCAAAGCUGAGGUAAGAUCUCAGAUUGUCUUCCUGUUCUGGUCCAGGUUUGCUCCCAGUUUUGUAGCUUUAACCCAUUCCUGUGUCUGUCUCCUCUUUCGAACAGCUGUGGUGUCCUGACCAAAGCGCCCUUCGAUAGUUGUCACUCACACAUCGCGGCGGCGGGCUACGUAAAAGCCUGCGAGAACACUCUGUGUGCAUACCCUGCAGUUGACAACCUGCUCUGUCAUUUCCUGGAGGCCUACGCCAGUGCCUGCAGCUCGUUCACCUCCAAGAGCGUGGACGGCUGGCGUUCCAGCUCCAGUUGCCGUAAGACCAAACUAAUCAGUGUUUAGACCUGAGUUCACCAACAGAAGUGCGGUCGCACAUCUUGUCCUUCUUUUUCCUGGACAGAGACACUCGGCGUUAGUGUGACCAUUUCCAGGUUUUGCCUUGAAAACUUGGUUCUUCCUUUUCUGUGCACAGCAGUGUGGUUUGGCUCUAACAUGUCUUUUGUUCUGCCUCUCUCAGCUGCCACCCCGAAGGCUCUCUGUCACGGUAUAUCCUGUGCUUCUGAGGAGUUUUGUGGUGAGAAGGAGCAUACAGGAGGCUGGGACUGCUUCUGUCGGCCCAUUUACACAGCAAAGUACAGGAAGUCCAAAACUUUGGGUAAGACGGCAGUUUCUCAACAAAGUUGGACUUGUUCAGUCAGAAUGUUUCUAUCCUUGUGUUUCUUUCUAUGAUGUUCUCUGAUGUUUAGUCCCAUUCAGCCUCUGAAACUCUGUAACUAGUGUUACAUCUAUUAACUGUAUUCAUAUCCGUUAUUCAGGGAACGCCACUCAGUGCAAAGACAACGUCGCUUCAGCCAGUUUGAUCAACUGUCUCCUGAGAGAAAAAGGCAUCGACUACUCCACCUUACACCUCAUAGAUACCACGUGCAAGGGUACACUGGUUGACGGCUUGUUGAACUUUGAGUUCAGCAGCGCUAAGAUGUGUGGGGCUGAAGUCACGGUGAGUUUGUCAAUUAUCUAAAUAAUACAUUUGAGCCAAUUUGCAAAAGCAUGAUUGUCGACUUCAAUGUGGUAAAGUUGAUGUUAUUCAGCUCUACAUUUAUUUGGUCACCUGUACUCCUCUGCCCUCUGUAAGUAUCUGAGACAGGAUAGGAUGUGCAGAUAUAAAUGUGACCCCUCAUUUAUUUUGGCCCCGGGGUCUCAUCGUGACGAGACAGACAGGUGAUGAGCUCACCUGGUCAGAAAAAGUCCCACAUUCCUUCAGACCUGUGCAGACCAUAACUCCAGAAUACCAAACAUUAUGGGUAACCAUGCCGGGAACUUACAAACCAUAUUUUGGUGUUCUCAUGAAAACUUGAGAAACCUUUAAAAAGCAAACAGAUCAACACCAACUAGACUGGUCCUGUUCACAGCCGAACCGCUGCCUGUGCCCUGCACAGGUUCUCCUGCUGUUACGCAUGUGUCACAUUUGACUUCCCUUUUCAACAGUUAAGAGUCACGAAUAAAAAUUUGCAUUUUUACGAUAUCUGAUUCUCUGUGAUCCUGCAGGAUGGAGCAAAUGAAGUGGUCUACAAGAACUCCAUUAAAUCUGCCACGGCCACCGGAGAUAUCAUCCGUCAAGAUGAAGUGAACAUCGAUUUCUCCUGCAACCACCAGCAACCGGCAAUCAAGACCGUGUCCUUCAAAAUCAAGAGCAGGUGAGGGGACGCAGGUGUCAGAUACAAACAUUUUUGAGAAGAACUUGUUGAUUGAAACUUUGUGACUUUACAACAAUGGCAGUCUUUAGUGACAGACGUCAUACCUCUGCCUGUACCAGCGUACCAAAGUGAAGCCAAAACACCCCUUAUACAGAGGUCCACAAAACUGGUUCUUCUGUGGGUUUGAAACGAACCCUCACAGUUUCCCUACGUUCAGUGACUGUUGUGUUUGUGUUCCUACCCUGAGAGCCCAGUGCACACAGCACUGCAGGAGCCUCAUUGGUUAACAGAGCUGUCAAUCACAGUCCUUACCUAGUAACUGAUUCAAACUGAACUCAUCAGAAGCAAUAACACUUGGAUAUAAAUUACCAUAAUAAGAACUAACUGUAAUGACAGAGAGCAUGUCUGAGGAACAGCUUUUUGAGCUAGAUUUGGAUUUGAUAUUUUAACUCAAGUCUCAUCUGUUCACAUGGAGGAGGUGGGCUUUAUGGGCGGUACUGCAACCAGUGAGCAGAGAAAGCUCUCAGUGUUUUAGCUUCACUUUUUGCAGUAACUGGAAUGUGUGUGUGUGUGUGUGUGUGUGUGUGUGUGUGUGUGCUCUCUGCAGCUCCAUCGUCACGCCGAUCGUUUCUGGAUCUUGGAAAUAUGAACUGACCAUGAAGGCAUUUGCCGAUGCCGCCCUCUCUGCGCCCGCUACUUCGGUUCAACUCAACAGUAGGAUCUGGGUGGAGCUGAAGACCACAGGACUGGAUGAGAAGCUGGUUGCCAUGGUAAUUGACUCCUGCUGGGCCACCAAAGAGAAAAACCCAGAGAGUACACUAAAAUACUACCUCAUCUCCAAAAGGUGAGGCAGACGCAGCGGUGCCUGCUGCUGCAGCUCAGAAUGAAACAGAAAAGUGUUUUGGUAUCUCUGAUCUGGUGUGUUUACUUCUGUCUGUGAGCAGCUGCGCUAACCCCAAAGACGCCACCAUCAAGAUAGAGGGAAACGGCGUGGGAACGUCCAACUCCUUCUCCUUCAACACCUUCCAGUUCACCAAGAGUGCCGGUGACGUCUACCUGCACUGCAGAGUCAAGCUGUGCGGCUUAAAGAAGGGCAAGACCUGCGCCCCGGUACACACACACACACACACACACACACACACACACACUUUAAAGAAUAAGUGACCCGGUUUGACCCGGUUUACUGUUCAGCUUAUCUUUGAUGUUUAAUGACUGUCUGUCCAACUGGAGGAAACCAGCCUCACUGGUUUCUGCCCCCUCCUGCUCCUCUCCCUGCUCACCUCUCUCUUUCGUCUUCUCUCCUCUAUCCCCCCUCCUCCUGCUCCUCUCUCCUCGUGCUACUCUCCUUCUCCUGCUCCUCUUCCUGCUCUCCUCCUCUCUUCUCCCUGCCCUCCUCCUCUCUCCUCCUCCUAGUUCUCUUCCUGCUCUCCUCUAUCCCUCCUCCUCCUGCUCCUCCUCCCUGCUGUCCUCCUCUUUGCUCCUCCUGCUCCUCUCUCCCUACCCUGUUCCUUUCUCCCUCUCCUGCUCCCCUCCCUGCUCUCCUCUUUCUGCUCCUUUCUCUGCUCUUCUCCUCCUGCUCUCCUCUUCCUGCUUCUCUCCUCUCCUCUCCUCCUGCUCCUCUCUCUUGCUCCUCUCUCCUACACGGUGUCCCUUUACCAUUGCAGUUUUCCAACGUCCUCUUCCUCCGUCUUUAGGACUGUAAGAAGAGUGGCCGAAGACGCCGAUCUGUCCGCUACCUGCGUGAUGAUGGACCCCCAGCACUGAUCACCAUGGCCUGGACCAGUUAG
This is a messenger RNA of Xyrichtys novacula (pearly razorfish), 11990 nucleotides long. The record is from the annotation of a GenBank genome assembly. NCBI's taxonomy places the organism in Eukaryota, Metazoa, Chordata, Actinopteri, Labriformes, Labridae.